Trichechus manatus latirostris (Florida manatee) is the source of this 3174-nucleotide messenger RNA. RefSeq names its product membrane spanning 4-domains A14 (gene MS4A14). The coding region runs from base 1 to 3174 and encodes 1057 amino acids. Gene Ontology annotation, cellular component: membrane. The transcript has 6 exons. The record is from RefSeq and is a predicted model, not a curated record. Lineage: Eukaryota; Metazoa; Chordata; Mammalia; Sirenia; Trichechidae.
AUGGAGUCACCACCUCAGGUCAAAAAAGAAACCCAUGCCGUCAUUGUACAACCAAGGGAAACUGUAUUGACUGGAUUUCCUUACAAACCUCAUAGCUCUCUGCUAGAUUUCCUGAAGGGAGAGCCACAAGUCUUGGGGGCUGUCCAGAUCCUGCUCGCUCUGAUCAUUGCAGGCCUCGGAGUUAUAAUUGCAUUUAAUUUUGUCAAAUUCUCUCAAAGAUUUCCCCUCGUUUUCCUCACAGGAUAUCCAUUCUGGGGAGCACUCAUUUUUAUUCUGGCAGGAUACCUUACAGGAAUCAAGAAGACAGAAAAAUGGCUGGGGCAAAGUGCCAUUGUCAUGAAUGUUAUCAGUUCCUUCAUCGCGAUAGCUGGGAUUAUUCUCACAAUUAUCAGCUAUAAAGAUCAACACGAGUUCUGCCAGACGCCUUCCCUUGAAGGAAUAUGUGUUAUAGGUAGAACACUCUUGAUUGGAAUUUUGUCAGUCUUACUGAUCACCAGCAUAGUAGAAUUCAGCAUCUCUGUGACCAUCGCAACCUUUAGAUACAAGUCUUGGACAAAGUCAAAUGAGACUGUGUUUUUCUUGCCUUCGGAUGUUGCUCAAAAUAAUGAACUGCCUGCCCCAGAAGCAAAUACCCAAUUACAAUUUGAGCUUCAAGAAGAGUCUUCCAGUGAUGAUGUAACAAACACACACGCUUUUUUCUUUGGAGGCUAUGCUUUCUUCAAGUUAAGAGUCUCGGGAAGCCCUUUAGCUUCCCAACCCAGGCCACAGCCAGAGACCAGAAACGGGGAAACUGACUACACACCUACACCUAUACCAGAUGAACACCAGGAAAAUACAUCACCACCUUCUGGACUUUUAGAGGAAGAUACUGAGCUGAGAUCUCUGCCUCCCACAUUAGAGAAAAAGCCCUCAGAAAAUAUUAUGUACAUUCAACCAGGCUAUUCAGUUGAAAAUCCGGAAAGUAAAGACCUACAACCUGCUGUGGUACAACCUCUAAAAAUGCAAAUCCGAUUGCUCCAGGCCCAACCUUUGCCACUCCAAGUUUUUCUAUCCCAGUCUUUACAGUCCUAUUUCCAAAAAAUCCGAUUCCUAGAAUCCCAAGUCCUGAAAAUUAAAGCACCCCUUGUCCCUACAACGCAAGUUUUGUUUAUUCAGCAUAUGCCAUCCCAUUCCCUGCCAACUCAAGUCCAAGAAUCCCAGGCCGAGGUAAUUGAAGGGCCGCUUAUUCCCACAACACAAGUUUUGCUUUUCCAAGACUUACCAUCCCAUGCCCGGCCAUAUCGAGUCCCAGAACCCCAAGCCCAGAUAAUGAAAGGGCCCCUUGUUCCCACAACCCAAGUUUUGUUUUUCCAAGACUUGCCAUCGUAUACCCUGCAUUAUCGAGUCCCAGAAUCCCAAAUGCUAAAAACUGAAGAGCCCCUUGUCCCUACAAUGCAAGUUUUGCUUUUCCAAGACUGGUCGUCCCAUUCUUUGCCAACUCGAAUUCAAGAAUCCCAAGCCCAGGUAACUGAAGCACCCCUUGUUCCCACAACACAAGUUUUGCUUUUCCAAGAUUUGCCAUCCCAUGCCCUGCCAUAUCAAGUACCAAAAUCCCAAGCUCUAAAAAUUGAAGGACCCCUUGUUCCUACAAUGCAAGGUUUGUUUUUCCAAGACACGCUAUCCCAAACUCUGCCAGUCCAAGCCUUGCUAUAUGAAGGCCCAACACUUCAUGUCAUAGAGUCCCAUAUUCUGGCAUCCCAAUACAUGCCAAUCCAAGACACACUAUCUGAAGACUCCACAUCCCAACACAUGCCAUCCCAAGACACAACAUCCCAAAACAUGCCAUCCCAAGACACUCUAUCUCAAGAUACAUCAUCUAAAGACACACCAUCCCAAGAGCUUUCAGUACAAGCCCCAACAUCUCAUGUUGUACAGUCCUCAGAUCAGCAAUUUAAAGAUGUAUUAUAUCAAGACAUUAGAUCAGAAGUCAUGUUACUGACCCAAGAAUGGAAUGAAGAGGGAUUCCCUGUCAGGAAAUCCUCAAAGUGGCAUUCCCUGGAAAGACGAAACAAAGGCUUGGAAUCCCCAAAGAGGAGAUCACUAGACCUGCAACGCCAACACCAGAAAUCCCCAAAGCGUAAAUCCCUAGACCAGGAAAGCCAAGGCCAGAAAUCCCCAAGGAGGAAAUCCAUAGACCAGCAAAUCAAAAAAUGGCUAUUCCCAAAGCGGAAAUCCCUAGACCCACAAAGCAAAGGCUGGCAAUCCCCAACAAAACAGUCUUCAAAUGGGCAAGCCAUAGAUAAGCAAAUGACAAUGCAGCAACCUCCAGAUCAGCAAGCUGAAGACCAGCAGGCCCAAGAGGAGCAAUCCCCAAAGCAACAAUCCCAACAUGGGCAAGGUGAAGCUCAGCAAUCCCCAAAGGGACAAGAUAAAUGUCAGCAGGAUGAUGGGGAACAAUCCCCAAAGGAAAAACUCAAAGAUUCGCAAGCCAAGGGACAAAAAGCUCAACAGAAGAAAGCUCCAAAAAAUCUAUGUGAAGAUUGGAAAUCACAAAGCCAUGAAUCUCAAGACUGGCAACCCCCAAAAAUGCAAUCUCCACACUGGAAAACCCAAGGCUGGCAAUCUUUCUGCCAGCAAUCCCAAGACUGGAUAACUCAAGGCUGGAGGAACAAAGACUGGAAAGCACAAGAAUGGCAAUCUGAAAUGCAGAAUUCCUUAAAUUGGCAAUCUCAGGAUCUACUAGAGAAAGAAGCCCUAAGGCAGAGAGCUUUAUACCAAAAAACCCAAACCCAGCACACCCUAGCCCGACAUAACCUAGAUCAGCAAUUACAAGAAGGUCUAAUUCAAGACAGUCAAUGUCAAGAUAAGCUCCAACAAGACCUUCAAUCCAGAGUUACACGAAAAGAAGAUAUGCAAGUAGACAGUAUGCAAACAAGAGACAUCAAACCAGGGUACAUAGAAUCUAGAGGCCAAAAACCAAGGGACUUGCAAUCAGAAAACAUGAGGUCAAAUUUUCCUUCUUCCUCCUGCCAAAACGCAGAACGAGACACAUAUUUUGCCUAUUUAGCCAAUUUAAGUUCAGAACAAGAUGUGCAACAAAACACUUCAGUAUGUUCAACUUUAUACAAAGAAGAUCUGGGUUUAACUUCUACGUCAUAUUGCCUAAAAGAUCAGCAAUCAGAAGAUUCUGACUAA